Castor canadensis (American beaver) is the source of this 833-nucleotide messenger RNA. The record is from RefSeq and is a predicted model, not a curated record. NCBI's taxonomy places the organism in Eukaryota, Metazoa, Chordata, Mammalia, Rodentia, Castoridae.
AUGGCGGCCCUGCCCCCGCAGCCAUCCAUUCCCAAGCCCGACCCUCCAGUCAGCCUUUCCGUGAACGCAGAGGCCACUUUGGAUGGGCGGGGCUCCGUGAGUGGCGCGGAGAGCGGCCUUAGCAACGGCUUUCGAGCUGUGAACGUCGCAGUUGCUCUGUGCAGCGGGCGGGUUGGGAACAUGCCCCAUCCGCCGCUAAUACCAACACUCCACAAGCGGGUCGAGUGUGGGCGUCCGCGGGGUGGCCUCGUGGCGGGGAAGGCGAGGAUUCAGAAAGCUACCCUGGAGGACCACGGCCUGAAUGGAGAAGCCGCAUCCUACUCCUGCACAAGUUCAGGCCAAUGGAAGAAAAAAGCAACAAAAAUUGAAUUGAAUGAAAUCCAAAAGCAAGAAAUUAAAGGGGCUUUUGACUUAUUCGAUGUUGAUGGGUCUGGAACCAUAGAUGUGAAAGAACUGAAGAUUGCAAUGCGGGCCUUAGGAUUUGAACCAAAGAAAGAAGAAAUUAAACAAAUGAUAGCUGAAAUCGACAAAGAAGGAACUGGCACAAUUAGUUUUGAAGAUUUUUAUGCCAUUAUGUGUAUAAAGAUGAGUGAAAAAGAUGAGAAAGAAGAAAUAUUGAAGGCUUUCAAAUUAUUUGAUGAUGAUGAUACUGGAAGCAUAUCACUAAAUAACAUCAAGAGGGUUGCCAAGGAGCUAGGGGAAAAUCUAACAGAUGAUGAACUUCAGGAAAUGCUUGAUGAAGCUGAUCGUGAUGGGGAUGGAGAAAUAAAUGAGGAAGAAUUUUUGAGAAUGAUGAAAAAGACAAGUCUUUAUUAACACUGAUUUUUGUGCCU